GUCAAAGCACCGAGAGUCGGUCAGUGUUUACAGCACUGACACUAAACACAGACUUAAAGCGAGGCUUAUUGUUUAGAUUUAAAAGAGUUGCAUUAGUAUAAGGACAGAGGAUUUAAUUAAGCUGGAAUUAAACUAUUAAUACUGUUAUAAUAGUGCAAGGAUGGUGGUGCUGAGCAAAAAACCAAAGACCUUCGAGAUCAAACUGCGUGACCCGAGCAAAACCUUCUACUCCAGCGGGGAUAAAGUUGCUGGCAUGGUGGUGGUCGAGGUGUCUGAGGUGACUCGAGUCGCGUCUGUCAGACUGUGCGGAAUCGGUUGCGCCAAGGUGCAAUACAAGAAGGGCAAGCAGCGCUGCAAGGAAGCCCUUGAUUAUCUCAGAUACCAAGAUGUGCUCCAUCUGGAUGGUCAGCCAGCAGAUCUGGAUGGCUGUGUGACUCUCAGACCUGGAAGCAGAUAUGAGUACACUUUUGGGUUUGAGCUCCCUCAGCCAGGGCAGUUAGUUUCAUCCUAUAGAAGCAAGUUCGGGUCGGUCGAGUACUACGUACAAGCGGCGAUGGAGAGGCCGUGCCAGGCUGAGGUUGAGUGCAGAAAGUACUUUGAAGUGAUGGAGCCAAUCGAUGUCAACGCUCCUGACCUUACGUCUCCGGUCGCCGGGGUCAAGGAGAAGAAGCUGACCUGCAUGUUCAUACCCGAUGGCAGCGUCUCGAUCGCGGCCAAGAUCGACCGCAGGGGCUACUGCGAGGGGGAGAACAUCUGCAUCGACGCCAAGUUCGAGAACGCCUGCUCUCGCAUCGUCGUCCCCAAAGCCGCCAUCAUAGCCACGCACACCUACCUGGCCAACGGGCGCGCCAAGGUGCUCCGCGAGAAGAUCUCGGCCGUCCGGGGGGAUCACAUCAUCUCUGGCGUGUGCGACGUCUGGCGGGGCAAGAUCAUCCACGUUCCCAAGCUGAAGCCCACUAUUCUGGGGUGCAACAUCAUCCACAUGGACUACACGCUCAUGAUUUAUGUGCACGUCCCGGGCAGCGACAAGCUAACCCUGGAGCUUCCGCUGGUCAUCGGGACCAUCCCGUUCACCGGCAUCGCCAGUCGCACCAACAGCAUGAGCAGCCAGGACGGAAGCACCACGGCCUCCAGCAGCACGGGGUCCAUGCCGUCCGCCCCGCCCAGCUACAGCGAGAUCCCUCGGCACGGCUGCCCGGUCACCCUCGUCACGCCGCUCCUGGAUGACUACGACGAAGACGACUGUCCCAUCUUCAUACACGCAGGACGGUACCAUCAGAUGCCUCCUCCAGCCUACACCGAGGUGGAAGAGGGACAAAGCAGGAGUGGAAUCACUCUUCAGUCGUGCUAAGCAGCUACAAUGGGAAAUGUUUAGAAAGUAGGGAUCUAUGUAAGGUGGUCAGUUGGGCAAAAGACUGAAUUAAUGGGAGAUUUUGGUUUUGCAUUUCAGUACGUCACAUAAAACGCUUUAACUGAAGGAUAACGGGCUUCCCAAGAAGCAUAACGCUGUUGAGUUUGCUCUGUACUUGUACUUUCUCUGAGGUAUCCUCAGUAUUUAGGAUCUGAUCAUUUUUCAGAUUAAAAUUUCAGCUUUGCCACAUUGGUGCGACGAUACGCUCGCUUUAAUAGUCAUUCCACGUCAACUUCUGAGCGGUCCGGUUCACGCGGACCGUCAGGAUGAAUCUGAUCAGUAAGAAUGUUGUGCAUAUCGUAUUGAAUUAGAUUUAACACCUUUAUACAACUUUGUAUCAGAGUGAUUGAUUUUCUUCCUCAUUUUGCUGUAUAAAAGUGUAUCUGGAACUCGAUCGGUUGUUACUACAGUAUAAUUUGUGCACUUUAUUAUUGUUAUUAUUAUUUUUUGUUUAGUAAUUGUACUCAGUGUGGUUGAACUUAGCACAGAUGAUCUGGUUUAACUGGAGUAUUGUGAAUAAGCACUUUUGUACACGUAAACAUUUUGUACACUGAUUUAUAUUUGUACUCACGCAAGUUCAUAAAUAAAGAAAGAAAGAAAGUAA
Molecule: messenger RNA, 2015 nt
Organism: Trichomycterus rosablanca
Lineage: Eukaryota; Metazoa; Chordata; Actinopteri; Siluriformes; Trichomycteridae
Gene: txnipb
Product: thioredoxin interacting protein b
Exons: 6
Coding region: 161-1351 (396 amino acids)
Biological process (GO): protein transport
Cellular component (GO): cytoplasm
Molecular function (GO): ubiquitin protein ligase binding
Source: RefSeq, a predicted model, not a curated record